Setaria italica (foxtail millet) is the source of this 887-nucleotide messenger RNA. RefSeq names its product protein RADIALIS-like 3. The transcript is spliced from 2 exons. Bases 262 to 507 code for a protein of 81 amino acids. The record is from RefSeq and is a predicted model, not a curated record. Gene Ontology annotation, molecular function: DNA-binding transcription factor activity. NCBI's taxonomy places the organism in Eukaryota, Viridiplantae, Streptophyta, Magnoliopsida, Poales, Poaceae.
GUCCAUCGAUCGAUUUGCUGCAGCAGCGUAGCAUGCAGGAGGUUUUAAUUUUAGACCCAUCGUCCAUGUUGUGACGACAAAGCCUCUCUUUGUCCCUCUAUAAAUAUCAUCAUCCCUCGAAUGCCUGGUUCGAAGCAACACAGAUCAUCAUCGGCAGCUGAGAGUGGCGAGGUAGCAGCUAGACGUUGUUGGUCAGCUUGAACAAGUGUGAUAGGAAGCAGCGAGCUGAGAAGAGGAGAGAAGAGGAGAGGAGGAGGGAUCAUGGAGUGGAGCGACAGCGAGAACGAGCGGUUCGAGCGCGCGCUGGCCACCUACGGCAUCGACGCGUGGGAGCGCGUGGCGGCGGCGGUGGGCGGCGGCAGGACGGCCGACGACGCGAGGCGCCACUUCGACCAUCUCCAGGAGGACGUCGGCGACAUCGAGUCCCGCGGCCGCGCCCACGACGCCCGCGACGCCCGCAACGGCAACAGGAAUAACAGGGGCAGAGCCAACCGGCCGCAGACUUGACGGGAACGCGCGCGGCGGCGCACAAGCGGCUGCAGCUCCGAUCCUCCAUCGUUCGUCAUGUCAGAUAUACAAAUAUAUACAUAUAUGUAUAUGUCGUGUGUGUGGACAUGCCAGUGUGCACAAGCGUGUCUGUUGGGUUAUGGAGAGGUCUGUUCUGCGUGUGGCUUAGUAGUGCGCUGUGGUGUCAAUGCGAUCGAGGAGCACACGUAUGCAUGGCAAUGGUGAGCAUGCCACAGCUUCUGCCGUGGAGCUGCACGGCGGCCGGAUGCAAAUGCUCUUCGAUCGUCUUGUAUUGCAGCGCAUGUAAUGCUAGCUUGCCCCUUAAUCUUUCCUUGUAACGCUUCGCUGCUCAUAAUCAAUCGACUAAUUUACACACCCGA